CACCGAUUCGCCACUAGGGGAGCCAAUGUAUCAUCGAACGAAGGGGAGAAUCCCUAGAGCCAAGUCACAAAUUUAGGUCAUAAGAUAAACAAAAUUUGUACUAAAGCCAAUACAGUCUCUCUCAGUGAAUGUCGUUUCUCAUCCUCGAUUUUACUGACUGUUUUCAUUGUUCUCUCUCUCGCCCCUUCAGUCUGUCUCUCUCGUUUUGAUUAUACUAUUUCGUUGUGAGGCACUUGCUCACUCCGUCACAACAUUGCUCGGUUUCACUUGGACUAAGCUAGGUUUCACAUCUCCACCGAGAAAGAGCACCAUACACAUUUGAAUGUGUAUGAAUAAAUCGUACUACAAGGCAUCACUCCCUUGAGGUUUCCAUCUGAUGGAGCAGUUGUUGUCACUGUUUGCAAAGAGGCACCAUGUUCCCUUGUCACGUAACUGCCUGGCCUGCCUCUGAGCCCGUUGCUGCUUGCGGCGGUCAUGCACCAGCACCGCAACCUUCACAACCGCUCCCCGAUUUGCUGUGCAGCUGUUCUGCAGCACCGUUGAGCGCCCACUCUGAAACGCCGUCCCCAGAUCCCAUGGAGUCCCUUAUUGUGGUGACAGAAUGUGAACCAAGCAGACCAUCUGGAGCGCCCGACGGGGAGGAGGAGGUAGAAGAAAUGGACAGCUCUGAAACACCGACACCACCCUUCCCCACUCUGUCCUGUGACCUCCUCUCUCACACAGUCGGUCGCUCAGAGGCUCUGCUGCCAGCCGGUGAGGAGCAAAGAGCCCGGCUGAACCUGUCUGACAGGAAACUGUCACUGCAAGAACGCUCGCAAACGCAGACAUCCCCCUGCACCUCCCCGGGACUCAAUGGUCGCUACAUUUAUCCGUCGUUACCCUACUCCCCCAUCACAUCGCCCCACUCCUCUCCACGCUUGUCUCGCAGGCCCACUGUGGAAUCCCACAGUGUCUCAAUCACAGACCUCCAGGACUGCGUUCAACUCAACCAGUACAAGUUGAAAGAUGAGAUUGGAAAGGGCUCCUACGGUGUUGUCAAGCUGGCUUACAACGAAGACGACAACACCUACUAUGCCAUGAAGGUUCUGUCCAAGAAAAGGCUGAUGAGGCAAGCAGGUUUCCCACGACGACCACCCCCUCGGGGGGCCAAAGCAUUCCCCGAGGGGACCCCGCAGCCCAAAGGGCCCCUGGAGCGGGUUUACCAAGAGAUUGCCAUCUUGAAAAAGCUGGACCAUUCUAAUGUGGUCAAACUUGUAGAGGUUUUGGAUGACCCCAGUGAGGACCAUCUGUACAUGGUGUUUGAGCUGGUCAAGCAAGGUGCUGUGAUGGAGGUGCCAACAGAUAAACCUUUCAGCGAGGACCAGGCUCGCUUUUAUUUCCAGGAUCUGCUCAGGGGAAUCGAGUAUUUGCAUUACCAGAGGAUCAUCCACAGAGACGUCAAGCCCUCUAACCUGUUAGUGGGAGAGGAUGGACACAUCAAGAUCGCUGACUUCGGUGUCAGCAACCAGUUCGAGGGGACCGACGCCCUCCUGACAAGCACUGUAGGAACACCCGCAUUCCUCGCCCCCGAAACGCUAUCUGAUACUAGGAAGAACUUCUCAGGCAAGGCUUUGGAUGUUUGGGCAAUGGGUGUGACACUUCAUUGUUUUGUCUUUGGAGUGUGUCCAUUUAUGGAUGAGCGCAUCCUCAGCCUCCAUCAAAAAAUCAAGACGCAACCAGUGGAAUUACCCGAAAAUGCUGACAUAUCAGAUGACCUCAAAGAUUUGUUGUUGAAAAUGCUAGACAAGAAUCCAGAAACAAGAAUAUCAAUUCCACAAAUUAAGGUGCACCCAUGGGUGACGAGACAUGGUGCAGAGCCCCUCCCACCAGAAGAUGACAAUUGUUGUAUGCUGAUAGAAGUGACGGAGGAGGAAGUGGAGAAUUCGGUGAAACACAUUCCGAGCCUGGCAACAGUGAUUCUGGUGAGAACCAUGUUGAGAAAGCGCUCCUUCGGGAACCCCUUCGACUGGGCACGUAAAGAGGGAUGCAGCAGCUUGUGCACGUCAGGACAGAUGAAACAGCAGCCUGAAGACAGCAUGAGGAGCAUUGAGCAGCCUUAUGUUGGAGAAAACGAAGCUCUUUCCUAAUGCAGUAGGUUUUUCGAAGUUCUUCCCAGCGUCCCUUUAGCUGUCAAUUUUCUACUUUAGCCUGGACACGGUGAGGAGGAAACCAUGAGACGUUUAAGUCGAGACUCUUGGAACGGUCUUUCUUCUCUCUGCAUGCGUCGUUUCGCGUUGGCAUGCUCUGCCUCAGGCUGUUGUGUUUCCCCUCCAACCCCAUGAUUCAUUCUUUCAGAUAGGGUGGGAGAGUGGCAGGAGUUUAGUGGUGAUGAGUGCACAAACUUUUCAGGAAGUCAGGGAAAAAUUCUCAGUCUUCAUCACCACUUUUAGUCAAAUCAAAUUUAUAAAAAAAAUAUAUAUAUCUGCCUCACUCUUGCAUACGGUAUGAGUGGCAGUGUCUAAUGUAACAUAUUUUAUUGAUGAAAUCGGGUGUAAAGGGAGUGAUGAAUUGUUUACUACUGCAUGUGUUCCUUGAACAUUUAUGAGGAAUUUCACCUACUUCUGACCUACGAUUUACUAAAAAUAGAAAGCUUUAAGAUCACUUGGUGUAGUGCUUUGUGAAGAGACUCUUCAUUUUCAUCACUUCAAGCAAAAUACUAGAGGAACUGUUUUGCAAGGUAUAUUGUGAAUCUUUUCAUAUGACUUUAGGAUGUCCUGAAAGUCACCAUACAUGUUUUUUUCCCUUGUAUUUAUCAUUGAGACCCUAGACUAACAGUCUUGAAGCUAAAUUGCCAUCUGGCAAAACGUUUUUCACUCAUGGAUUGCAGUUCAGCUCCACUUUGGAAAUUUUUUUCUAACAGCAACAUUUGCCCAAUGUGUACAAUUUACACUAUUAUUGACCAGUUUGUUGAAAUGAAAACACCAAACUCCUAGAGCAGGCGUACUGACUUUAGGUAGGGAUUGGUUCACAGCAUUCAAGUAAAGAUGAUGAUGCUUAAUAACCUGAAAUCGGUAAGGGUUACUUUACUUCUUGAUAGUGCACUGAAUGCUCAUUGUAACCCAUUGGCUGCCAUUGACAGUGCUAGACGUCUGAUCCAUUUUGACUGGGGGAGGCUUUCAGCGAAUGAUUAAUGGCAUUGAAACAUGAGCAUUCACAGUCAGUCCUCAGAGUUUAAAUGAAUUGCACGUCUAUCAUUGUCAAUGGCAUGAAUUAGCUAAAUACUAUCAAAUAUGUAAAUAUUUUUAAUUACUAUUUUAAUUUUCUGUGAAUAUUUCAUUAAUUUAUCAGAAGAAUGGAUGAUGAAUGAAGGAAUAAAUCGACUGAUUUUUGAACAAUGUAUGUAAUAUAUACCGUAAUUUUCAGACUACAAUGUGCAACUGACUAUAAGCCGCCACCCAUCAAAUUUGACACAAAAACGGCAUUUGUUCAUCAAUAAGCCGCACCGGAUUAUAAGCCUCAGCUGCCUUCACUGUAUAUUUAUGGGAUAUUUACACCAAAAAAUAUUAACCAGUAACACUUUAUUUGACAGCGAUGUCAUAAGACUGUCAUAACCAUUAAUGAAUGCUUAUAACAGAUGUCAUUUAGGCUAGGUUCAUACUGCAAGUCUUAAGCACGAAUCCGAUUUUUUCGUGGUUUUCCCGACUUGAGUGAGGCAUUAACUUGACUGUCUGAAUAGGACAAGUUGCAUAGAAGUGGACAAUUUAAAAUCCGAUCUGGGUCACUUUUGUAUGUGGUUUAAAUCUGAUCUGGGGCACGUUUUUCCAGAAUGUGGUGGCGGUCUGAACUGUAAGGUCUCCCAAAUCAGAAUUCAUGCAGUAAUUACGUCAGCAAAGAGCGAGAGCGGCAUGCAAGACGGCAGCGAUGUAGCUGUUCAUUAGCAUUAGCACCUAGCUUUUACUACGUAGGAGGCGGGCUUGAUCACAGUCAUAAAAAAAUAAAAUGAAGGAAUAGAUAAGCCUGUUAAUACUCGGUUUCUUACUGUGCGCCAAAUGAUCAAUAUUUCAGUAUUGCGUACAUGGCCGAGUCGGGGCAAACUUACACACACAUAAGGCUUAUGUUUGUGCGUCAUGCACGCACAGUGCGUGAUUAUUUGUUUUGACGCUUCCUCGCAUGAGGGUCAGUUUGCCCAGCUCGUGUCAAACUGCGAAUUAGUGCGCAUGCAUAAUACUUGAACGGGCUAAAUUGACAAAGGCAGUCAAUGGGCACGCCAAAAAAACAGAUAUGACAAAAAAUUCUUGAAUUGUGCAUUAAGACCUGCAAUAUGAACCUAGCCUUGGUGUCAUCCAACAAAUUCUCACUUUUAAAUGGAUGUAACAGAUCCAGGCUGGACAUAAAAGGAGUUAGUGACUAAACUUACAAUUAAUGACAUCUGUCAUAAGCAUUCAUUAAUGCCUAUAACAGUGUCACGUUAUAAUUAUGACGACAGUCUAAUGACAGUCUUAUGACACCGCUGGCAAAUAAAGUGUUACCUAUUAACCCAAAUAAAUAAACAAAAAGCCGCUCAUGACUAUAAGCCGCAGGAUUCAAAAUGAGGGAAAAUAAGUAGUGGUUUAUAGUCAGAGAGUUACGGUAUAUACAUAUAUUGACCUAUUUUGACUUUGCAUUAAGGCCUGCACAAGGAGUUACCCGUAAGUACUUUCACUAGUGGCUUUAAGAGCAUAUAGUGUAAAUUUUACAAGGCAUUGGAGCAGCAUUAUGGACAUGAAAACUGGCACUGAAACUGCAGUCGUGGGAGCUUGCCAGGUAGCCAUUUCGUGAAGCUGCUCUCAUGUCAGUUGGCGAGCUACGGGCAAAGAAUUGAUAUGCUUACAAAAAAGUCAAAGAAAAUCUUAAGAUGUUAAAUACUUAUGGCUUCAUGUUUGUCUGAAUGAUACCUGCAACAACAAAAAAGGAAAAAAAGGGAAUACAACCACUUUUUGUGAGGGAUAGGGACAAAACAAAACCGUGUGAGAGAGAGAGAGACACUUUGCUGAUAAAGAGAUAUUGCUGAACUUCAAAUGUGAGUUGGUCAACUGAUUUGAGGGAAACCUCAUAUCUAAUAUCUACUGGUUAUUCCCAUAUUGUUGGUAUUGUUUUAACUUCAACUUCAAUCAUUUGGACUAACAACACUCGCUUCUUGAACCUCAAGUGAAACUCGUGAAUGUUCCUUAUUGUGUUUUUGUAUGUUUAAAAAAAAAAAAAAAAAAAGCACUGAUGCUCCCUUAUGCUUGCACGUUUAAAAAAAAAAAGAAGAAGACACCCCAAAAAAUCUGACUGUGCAUAAUGUUUUUUUUUACUAUUAUUGUUAUUAUUAUUUUAUUUUUAUGUAAAGCAACUUAAAUAACCUUUAAAUACGUUUUGAAAUACAGUAGUGGAUCUAAAGGCUUUUUUGUACAAAUCUAUGCAUGACAUAUCUAAAAGAGAAAAAAAAGAUGUGCCAUGGUGGGGUGGAAUUUCUAACUAAUGUUUAUUAGCUGUGAUUUUUGUAUUUGUGAUUUAUUUCUCAUGUUUUGUUACCCUCUUUUUUGUCUUCACUGCAUUUUAGAAGGCAGAUGAAAUUACCAAAUUUGUCUAAUUAUCAUGUUCCCGUUCACAAUAAUUCCUUCAUCACUAGUGUGUUCUGAAUGUAUAUAACCGAAAAACUUUUAUAUUAAUCUGCAAGUUAGUUUUUUUCUUUUCUUAAAUAUGGGCACUAUGCAUCGGUCUUUUUUUCUACUUUUAGAGAAAUUAGGUUUUUUUGUCAUCCACUCAGUCCCGCUUUAUGAAGGAGUAUUAGGGCCAUAUUGAUAAAAUAUGAGAUAUGAGAAAAGAACAUUUCUGAGUAAGAAAGUGUGAUUUUGUUAGUAUGAAAUGGCUAUUUAAAGAAAUAAUAUAAUGGAAUAAAGUUGCAAACUGUUAACAAAAAACAAUCAUAACAAAAAACAAUCAUAAACAAAAUAACAAUUAUAGCAACAAAAAGGUAAGCACUGUACCAUUAGAGUGUAGUGUUUUAUCAUGAGAAAAGUAUUUCGUUUGUAAAAUAAGUUAUAAUUUAAUCAAAAUGAAGUGCAGUGCUAAUUGUCUGAAGAAAUUUCUUCUUACAAAAAAAAGACAAUUUGAAAUAAUAGAAAUUUAAUGUUGUCAUUUUACAAGAAUUAGGUGGUAAUAUCACAGUCGUAUAUGCGUAUUGGGGUUAAGAAGAUGAGUGUUUUGUUCAUGUAACAAAGUUGCAAUAUUUCAAAUAAAAGUCAGACACUUUCCAGAAUAAAGCCAACAGGACCAAAGUACUUUAAUGAAGUGAGAAAACCUAAUAUCACUCUCUGUAUGGAUAUUGUAUGUAUAUACAAUAUAAUAAUUUUACAUAUUGUUACUGUACAAAUACUUUUAUGUGUAAACGCAUGAUAAAAGUAAGGUAAGUUGCAAUUUUGUUAAAUCAUUUUAUGUGACCCAGCACAGCAAAAUGAGUCCCAGGGACCUUUUUGUUAAAACAGGGAUUUUGGUUUCUUUCUUUCUAAUGAAACAUUUUGCUAUAAAGUUUCAUGUCCAAGAAAUUGCAACUUGAAGUUGGGUGGUCCGUACAUCAUGGAUUUAAAAAAUUAAGAGAAAAUCGGAAAAUUUUGACAACCCCUUCACUUGUCCCUUCGCAAACCAGCAUCGUCCAAAUUUGGUACAAAAAUCCAGAACAUACUGAAGAACAAUUUACUAUACAUUUCAGCCAUGAAUUCAUGAGUUUAAAGUAUUUCUUUUCACUUUUGAGGUUCAUAAUGAAACUUUCUAAUUAAACCUUAUAAACAACAUAAGAUUCUCGAUUGAUUGAUUGAUUGAUUGGUGUAUGUCCAAACCUGAAGCAUUAUUGUCAUUCUCAUUGAUUUUACUAUCACGAGCAUCAUUUUAAAGUUAACCAGAUCAAUCGUCGGUCUCUGAAUUCUCUCCGAUGCUGCCUUCAUGUCUCAUUAUCCUCAGCCUACUGCCAUGCAUUUGCAGUGCCACCCAUAUUGCAGCUGAUCAUUAGACUGUCAGCAUCUUCUGUUUUUUUCCCAAACAGCCAUUCAAUUUUACGCAAUCAUGUUUUUUUUUACCCUGAGAACCGGCGCAAAAGCCACAGAGUGUGUUCCGACAAUUGACUCACUAUCUCACAAUACACUGAGUGUGAAGAUUUACACCAAUCAGAGGCCAGUAUAUUUUGAAGUUGACCAAAAUAGACUAAUCAAAGGCCGGUAUCUUCAGAACAACAAGGUAAUGUGAGAAUCCAUGCACGUUCCCUGCUUAAUUUUAGCUUCAUGUAUUAUAAUGUGUACGAAAUUAGCUAAAAAGACACCGUAAAUUAGGGAUUCACCCCAUAUUUCUGAACAAUUUUCAAGGUUUAUUUAUUAUAUGGUAAUGAAACUAUGAUUCAAUAAAAGAACAUUAAAUGAGGAAAUUCCAUUUUCAACAUCUUAUAUUUCAAAAUCUGUGUGCGAUUUCUGGCUCAUUUUACUAUGCCAGGUCACAAAUAUAAUUCAAAAGAAUGGAGUUGCAAUUUUACAAGAAUACCAUGGCUUUAUAUGUACAGUGGUACCUCUACUUACGACAUUAAUUGGUUCUGGAAGUAGUCUCGUAACCCGAAAAUUUCGUAAAUAAAGAUGACAUGUAAAUACCCUUAUCUGUUCCAAGCACUACUGACACACCUCUUCCGUACAGUUUUUCUCAUCUGCUUUAGUAUGUUUCUCAGAUCAGAAUUGAAAUUCUCAGAACAGUUUGUGCAUUUCUCAAAACACGUCACUCAAGUAGCAAAUCAACAUGGAUUACCUGCAAAAGCCAGUUUUUUCUGCAAAAUUCUUAGUCUUUCACUCAAAAUUAAAUACCUGUGUCAAUGAACAUGUCAGUGCUGUCAGAAUCACAAGUCCUUGUUUCAUUGUGUGCAUACAAGACAGUCGAAUUAUUUUGUCAUGCUCUCAAUAUAACAGUUGUUCUGGUGGAAGGCUCUGAUUGUGAAGAUAGUUUACAUACUGUACGUUUUGAUGAAAAUUGCAAGUUACACCUUUGUGUGUGGGAGAUUGAUUGCAAAGGACUGGACAAGAUUCAGUUUGCACUUUUACUGUUUUUACAAUGUCUUGAACGACCAUGUAAAUGUGAUACAGAGAGCAAAAGACAGCACUGAGUAUCCCAAAGAAAAAAAAAACAUAAAAAGCAAAAUUACAAAUGUGAACGUAAGACAAUCGGCGCAACUAAAGUUCGAGUGUUGGUUGGAAUUUUUUCACCGUUCUUUAUACACAUUUUUACGUUUUCCUCUGUUGGGCCACAAAUUUUCAUCCACAUAACACCGGAUGUCCUCUCUUGCUAUAUAGGGUGGAAAAAAAUCUUCUUGAAUGCCUUAUCCAGCAUCUGCAGGCAUCUGCUGUGAUGUCACUGCAUGCUGCAUUCAUGGCAUCCAGGAGAGUCAUCUGUGAGGUUGGCGAUCACACACUUGCAAUCUCCAUGCUGAGAAAAAAAAAAUCUUUAGGAUUGAGGAAUGGGAAGUAUGGUGGGAGGAACUCCAUUACCAUUCUGUUGUGGGUUGCAAACCAUUCCCUGGUUAUGUUUGAGUGGUGGAAACUCACAUGGCCCAAACUAUUAUCAUGUUUAGGAAUGAGGCCCCUGUAGAGUGUGUCUAAAAAAUUGACAAGACAUUCUGUGGUGUGAGGCCUCAUGAUGGGAAUAUGGGUGAGCAUACCAUUCUCUGCGAUGGCAGUACCCAUAGUUAUGUUCCCUCUCCUUUGGCCUGGCACAUAUAUUGUAGAUCUGUGGCCAAAGACUCACCUGGUAGCAAUUUAUCAAUUCAGACAGAUUUAGAAAAUAAGUAAUGGAAAUGCUUAGAAAUAAGCACACGCAUGUUGACUUAUUCUUACAACAUGUUUAUCCAUUUUGCAUGUAAGGACUUAUGGAAUGAACUAAUAAUGUUGUGGGUAGUCAGACUAUUCAACAUAGACCCAUUAUAAUCUUUUUUGACCAUCAUGACAGAUGCAGUUGAUAAUGUAGGAAAGAGCAGAGAAUUGUACAAAAUCAUUUGCAUGGAUUUACAAAACUUGCUCAAAGAAAUGCGAAGUGAGAAACUGCUUUUUUGAUGUGUACUUGAUGUUGUGAGGAUUGAACAAGUAGUUUUGAGAAUUUCAGGUCUGAGCAGAGAAACGUACUAAAGCAAUUGAGAAAAACUGUAAAAUUUAUAAUUGGUUUAAAGCUGGACUAAAAAAACAGCCAAACAUAUUUGAAUCAUUUCAUGUACCUAACCUAAUCGUUAAUACCUGUAAAGAAGUAGAGAAGUAGAUAAUAGAAAAAAAAUGUAAAGAAAAAAAGACAAAAAUAUAUCUUACCUUUCGAGUGAAGCAAUGUUCUUUCCCACGAGAUUGAUGGUUCCUACCGCCUAUCUCACUCUUCGUGACAAACAAAUGCGAGGAGGCCAGUGCCCUCAUGUGCUAGUAAUGGAAUGAACCGUUUGUGGGCCUAAAAAAACUCUUCAUGAGACAAAAACACGAGGAGCCUUGUGCUCAUUUGGCUCAGACGUUGACCCCCUAUACUAGUAACUUUGGUUUCCAAACCUGUCCUCAAGGGGUACUGUGGGUCCUGGUUUUUGUUCCUACCAAUCGAGCACAAACAGUUUAGGUAAUGAAGUUUGUGCUAAAACAAGCAGCACCUGACUGCAAUCAACUGAUUACACUUGUGAGACACCAGAUUGGUGAAAAGAUGUCGUCUUGUUUUGUAGGAAUGAAAUCCAGCACCCACUGCGGCCCUAUGUGGAAUAGUUUGGACACCACUGCCCUAUAGCAACAAUAACACAGUCGUGCCUGUGAAUGUCAUCAUACUGCAAUAUCCAAAUUGAAACCUGGCCAAUAGGAGAGCAACAUACUGAAGGGGAAGGGAAAGAUUAUGACCAAUAGGGCAGCGGGAUCUUAUGGCGUGACAUUUAAAAGCAGGAAGUGCAUACAUAUCUUUUACACUACAGUGAUCCCUUGCUAUUUAGUGCUUCAAACUUUGUGCCGUCAGUCCAUCGCGGAUUUUUUUUUUUUUUUUUUCAAUUAAUGAAUAAAUACAGAUUUGCUGUCUCGAUCUGAUCACGUAGUCUCUCACUUUCGCUUCUGCUGCUUUUCGUGGUCAGGCAGUGCACUGGAGUUGCUUUUUAAAAUUAACGAUAAUUGACGGACGGUAAGGUUUGAUCUUGCCAGAGAUGUUUUGGAAGCCGAAACUUUAUAAGCGCCCGAUGCGUCAAUCAUCAUUUAACUUGUUAAACAGUUGUUAAACAGCAACUCUGUGUGUAAGUGAGCAGCUUGAGUGGACUCACUCAAUGAAGCAUUUAAUAAAGACAAACAUUUUUUACUUUAUUCUUGUUUAAAAAUAAUUCGGUGGUACAGUAACAUUUUUACAACUUAUAUUUAUCACAUUUGAAUUUCUUAAAAAAACAUUAUAUAUAUAUAUAUGUGUGUGUGUGUAUGUGUGUGUAUAUAUAUAUAUAUAUAUAUAUAUAUAUAUAUACACACAUACUUACUAAUGUGUAUGUAUAUAUAUUUAUAUAAUUUAUUUUUUAAAUUAUACUUUGGGAAAAAGAUUAAAAAACAUUUUAUAUAUAUCUCUUUCCAACGCUAAAUCUGAAUAAAUACAUUGAACACAAAAGAAAAUUCUUGGUGGGGGCGCUACUUUGCGUUUUUUACAUAUUGUGGCAGGUUGUGGUCCCCAUUAACCACAAAAAAAUGUGGGAUCACUGUGUUGUAUAGUAUUUUUGCCUCUCGUAACCUGAAAUUUCUUUCUUAACAAGAGGCAAUAUUUUCCCGUUUAAAUGUGUCGUAAUCUGAAAAUAACGUGUGUAGAAACGUUCAUAAGUAGAGGCACCACUGUAUUUUUAAAUAUGCAAACUCCAUUAAAGCCUCCAAAACAUGGAGAUGAUGACAUUAUGUUCCUUACCAUUUUCUAGUGGCCCUAAUACUCCAAUUGCUAAGAUUGCAACUGGUCACAGCACAAAAAAACCUAAACUGUUGCUGCUGCAAAAUUAUUUGUGCAAUAUUACAAAUAGACUAUACAUUGUUGAUGGUUAUGUCAUAUUAUUGACUGUAAAGUCAAGGUGAAAAUUUGAAUGUUUGGUGCUCAUGAGAAGCAAACAGUAUUUUAGAUGUAUUUUAUAUCUAUACCUUUCAAAGAAAAAACCUGGAUAUAAGGUUCUGACUUAAAUUGCACUUUGUGUACUGUCAAACAAUUAAGUAACUUCAUAAAGAAAAACAAAUAUAUGGUCUUUUUUUCUUCCUAAUGCAUGCAAGCAUUGAACUGUAUUGUCAUAGCAUGCGAUGCCCUUGGCAACAAUAAUGGGACUUUGAAAUGAAAAUGUUCUAUACAUACUGUAUCUUCUUAAAACAUUUGAAUAAAAAUCUGACUCCCUUUAUUUUGGAUGAGUUCUACCAGACUUUGAGGUGAUGCUGUUUAUCCAGACUUUUUGUUGGUAUGUAGAGGCUGUAUUUUCAUGCCUAGUGGAGCGCAAGACUGACCUGCUGUUGCAUUUCGGUUCUAGUGUGUUGGCAGACACGCACAGACAGACGCAGUACUGUGAGUGUGAACCAUGCCGACUACAUAUGCUGCUAAUAACUGCGGACACUGUCAUUCCCUUUAAAGGCGGUGUACUCGCAUCUUGCAUGAAUGUUCCUUGCGCAAAAUUUUUUUAAAGUGUUAAUGUAGUUGGGACUACGAUACAGCUGGAACUGUACUGCAUUUUCUGUCUAUCAGAAAUAUAACUCGACAGGCCUCAAAUUGUAGCCAGCCAUUUGUAGAGGAUGACAGAACCCUUGUGAGCCAGAAGAAUGGGCUGCUUAAAACCUGGAUUCAACCUUUUCAUUUUUGUCCUAGCCCAGAGAAAGCCAAGCAGCUGUAAGUUUGGAAAAGAAAAAAAUCUUAGGAAAACAAAGGCCUCUGAAAUCACAUUCUGCUUUUGAAUUGUAGUCAAUUUACCAAAUUGCUGCCAUUUUUAUUUAUUGGAAAGAGUUUGCAAACUAUUAGAAGAAUUUAAGUUAAUUGAACUUUUUAUCAGGUAAGAAGGUCCAAAGUUUAGUCAAUAUUUUUCCUUGUCUGCUGAUGAUUAAAUUAUUGGCUUCGUGGCACACUAACAUACUUGUGGGAACAACAAUAAUAGUGUUUUCAUUAGAGUUAUCCAAUAUUAUCGGCCGGUAAAAGCAUUUUAAAAUGAUAUCGAAUAAUAUCGAUAUCGGUUUUUCAUUAUUGGUUUUGAGCCAAUAUGCAUGUUGCCUUUAAAGUGUAUGUAGAAGCCUUCUGCUUUUGUAUAAGGGUUGGUCACUGUGUAGCAUAGCAGUUAUGUCUUUUGACUAUUAGAUGUCGACAAACAAAGAUGCAUUGGAUUUUUUAUGUGAGCAUUAUCAUUAUUAAAGCAUCCACUGCUGCAUCACAAUACUAUUAGCCAUAAUAUGUUCAAUAGCGGCGGCAUGGUGGCUGAGUGGUUAGCACAUCCGCCUCACAGUUCUGAGAUCAAGGGUUCAAUCCCGGGCUUUGGCCUUCCUGUGUGGAGUUUGCAUGUUCUCCCCGUGCCUGCGUUUCCUCCGGGAACUCCGGUUUCCUCCCACAUCCCAAAAACAUGCAUGGUAGGCUGAUUGAACACUCUAAAUUGUCCGUAGGUAUGAGUGUGUGCGUGAAUGGUUGUAUGUCUCCUUGUGCCCUGCGAUUGGCUG
Messenger RNA from Corythoichthys intestinalis (scribbled pipefish), 12671 nucleotides. RefSeq names its product calcium/calmodulin-dependent protein kinase kinase 2. Gene Ontology annotation, cellular component: cytoplasm. Bases 414 to 2126 code for a protein of 570 amino acids. Gene Ontology annotation, biological process: intracellular signal transduction; protein phosphorylation; positive regulation of protein kinase activity. NCBI's taxonomy places the organism in Eukaryota, Metazoa, Chordata, Actinopteri, Syngnathiformes, Syngnathidae. Gene Ontology annotation, molecular function: calcium/calmodulin-dependent protein kinase activity; calmodulin binding; ATP binding. The transcript is spliced from 17 exons. The record is from RefSeq and is a predicted model, not a curated record.